Molecule: messenger RNA, 5502 nt
Organism: Seminavis robusta
Lineage: Eukaryota; Bacillariophyta; Bacillariophyceae; Naviculales; Naviculaceae
Source: the annotation of a GenBank genome assembly
AGCAAAUCGUCUCCAGGAGACGAAAUUAAGAAGACCACCCCCACAAAGCUGCCGCUCCAUUUCGGCAUGCCAUCCAUAGUGGACUGACUCCCAACACAACCAUCAGCAGUCAUUGCUUUGUAGGGCCACGACCCUGAACCGGCAUCCAUUGAGCUUCUCUCUCUCAGUCCGUGCGUGAGAUCGAAGGUUGUGCGAGGAUCUUUGGUGAGGAUUUGUUUAAAUUUUGGCCAGGACGAUCUUUGGCCAGGACAGGACAACCCAGCGCCGACCAAGUAUCCUCCUCAGGAUUGAUAGCUUGUGGAGGAGAAGGGGCUGUCAUUCAUUCAUUCGGUAGCCACUGGUUGGAUCUGUUCUGAGCAGUCAGUCCAGUUGCCCGAUUCGAUUCGAUUCAUCCUUGGCACUUGCUUUCGAGUGAGUCAGAGUCAUUGGUCUUGUCAAAAUACACACCAACAAAAAGACAAUGUUGAAGAGCCCCCCUCCUGGCGUUAACAAUGGAGAAAGCUCCGCCUCUGCUGGGAGGCGGCAGCAUCAACAACCACUAGUAGAAAAUGGCGUGGCUUCCCAGCAACAACAAGAACCCGAAAAGACUCCACUAGAACGACAACGAGAGCAAGCCUUACGAGAAGCAGAGCAAGUCCUGGAGUCCAUGGGAACCAAUCAACUAGAUCAUUUCAAUCUGCUGGGAGUGGUUGCAAAUCCUCGUGGAUCCCAACAUGGAGGAGGCAACAUGGCCACUACACCGUCGUCUGCCAUGUCCUCCAUGCAUGGACCCAAUUCCGUAUCGUCGUCCACACAUGGUGGUGGAGAUGGCUCUACAUUUCUAUUCUCGGAUACCUACAAUACCCUAGAAUCCACACUCAGCUCCGUCACGGAACAAAUCGAAGCACUCAAUCACGUAUUUGAAGAUUGGUCACGGCAGUAUCUAAAUGAUUACUACUAUCAGGAUACCGCCGAUACACUUCCAGAGAGUCAACUGCAAGAACUGCCACCCGAGUUGUUGCAGUUGGAGCUGAGUUCACUACAAAAGUAUCUACAGAAAUCGGGAGUACUGGCACAAACCUAUCAACGUCAUGCCAGAGAACAAGUACUCAAAAAACAAAGGCAAGAAGAAUUAAAACAGGCCAUUGCAGCAGCGGCAUCCUCGGAAUUUACCACAUCCACCAGCACAACACAAAUAGCAGCAGACCAAACACAACAACAACAACAUUCCAACGAUGACCCAUUAUCCGACAUUCCCGAAAUAUUCUUUCAACCCGAUUUUGAUCUGACAGAUCCAAAGACGUUUCGACGAUUGCUACUCAACGACAAUAAUAAUAAUACUAUUGAUGGGAGUAGUUCUUCGACCUCGGCAGCAGCCAUGUCGCCCAAAACCGCCAGCAGUCUAACGACAUCUCUGGAAGAACCCACCAAUGAUCUCUUUCAGAUUCCACCACCGGAUCACUUUACGGGGUAUCUGGACAAGGUAGAAGUGGCGCUCUUGGAACAAGUGAGAGAAAAAUCAGAAGCUUUCUUUCAAGAAACCAAUCGAUUUGCACAACUCAAAGAGUGGGUCGGAGAGCUUUUGGUGGAUGUGCAACGGCUGCGUAUGCUCAUGGAAGGACAAGCCAAAGCAAUUCAAUCAUGGCAGCAAGUGCCGCAGUGGGAUCGGACACGCAAACAUUUACUCAAAUUGGAAGCCAUCUUGGACGGUGCCAAUGAGAUUCUUCGUUGUAAACAGUGUAUCGGGGGAUUGCUCAGUGCCAAGGAUGAUCUUGGAGCGGUCGAACAAAUUCAGUACGCGCGACGACUGCUGGCGGGAGUACCGGAGGACGACGAUGAUGAGGGAGACAGUAGUACUGACAACGCGACGGAUGCUGCCAACGAAAACAAUGCCAAAACACCACAACACGAUGUUGAUAAUAAGGAAACACCCAUCGAAUUGGGGCGUCUUCAGGCUCUCAGAACCGUUGGAGAGCAAUUGAAUCAAUACGAAUCCCUCGUCGUGACCAGUCUGACGGAAGAAGUCGUCGAGAUUUUUCUCGAAUGGAACACGUCCACGCUCGCUUCCAUGUACGGCUUUUCGACUUCCAAUAAUGGAGGAAUGCUAUCAUCAAAGACAUCUUCGCAACACGAAGUAGAACGACGGACGCUCAACAUUGUGGCAAGUCUGCAAAUGUGCCAUGCUUUGGGACACAUGAUGCAGUUCUAUGGGACGCGACUUCACGAUAUGGUGCGAAUGACGGUCAGAACGACCGUGGGCGAAUUUGCGUCGGAUGCAGCGGUUUCGGCCAAAGGAGGUGCGGCACCAGGAACGUCAGUUUCGGUCAGUGUCACGGCCAUGUCCCUGGAACGAUUCAUUGACUGUCUGGAUAUGCUCUUUGAACAACUCUUGGCAUUGUUGACGUCUGCCUCGGGAGUGGACGAAUUCUGUCACAAGGAAGGGUUGACAUUGCGAGAUGAGAAAACUAAGAACGGGGGCGCUUCCGCUACGAACGGUGCAAUCGGCAACAGUAAAAAAGCUGCCAGCUCUAACAAUGGGGAUCUGAACGGAUCCACACACGACACCUCUUCAUCGGAGCCGGAGACUGCAAUCCAUGUCAUUGUCGCCUCAGCCGCUGAAUUAUCUGCCAAAUCAAUUGCCGAGCUCUUGCGACUGCGAAAAGAAGUGCAUUCUUUGGUAACCCUUGAUGAAAUGAGACGGAUUUGGGAUACUUGCACCAAAUUUGUCGAAGAGGUGGAAAAGCUGAGUGGUCACAAAUGCGUCGCACUGAGGAGCAUGUUGUUGACCCAAGCUAAGGCAUUUGUAGAGAGAAAACACGACAGUAAUAUGAGUUCGUUGGCUGCCGCUCUUGAUUCUGAACGCUGGACACAAUGCGAGGUAUCGGCUGAAAGACAAACGGCACUGACGAUGCUAUGUUCAGGGCGAGCUGGUUACACAACUGGCAGGCGUUUGGUACGACAAUCCAGUGUAGAAGAAAACCCAGCCCUCACUGCAAAGUCACCAGAAGCUGAGGUGGAAGGAAUACGGUAUAAGGUCGUGUGGUCAUGCCUCUUAUUGGUGGAAAUGAUCAUGACGAACAUAGAGGCAGCAGCCCGCUUCAACAAUUUGGCAUCCAACGUCGUCGGAAAAGUCUCGGAGCUUUUGCGAUUGUUCAAUUCUCGGGCUACACAGUUGGUUUUGGGCGCUGGAGCAAUCCACUCGGCGGCAAGGCUCAAGUCGAUCAAUGCAAAGCACCUCUCGUUGGUGACCCAGUGUUUAGGAAUGAUUAUUGCUCUUCUGCCUCAUAUCCGAGCUGCUCUCAUGUCGCAGCUGCCACCCAAACAGCACACGCUCCUGACUGACCUAGACAAGAUCAAGAAGGAAUAUGCCGACCACAAUGAAAAGGUUUUGAACAAGUUCGUCACCAUCAUUGGUGGCAUUGUCGAGCAUGGCUUGGCCAAGCACAUUGGAGGGAUCGACUUUGAUGCUCGAGCGAGGGACCCCAAACUUACCAGCGAGGACGGUGUUGCUUGCUGCGUGUUCCUCGAGGGAGUCAUCACAAAUACGCGCAAAAUGCAUCAAGUACUAAGUGCAUUACUUCCACCAGAGCACUUGCAGGAUGUGUUUUCGAGAAUAUUCGCCUUCAUCGACCAAAAAAUUCCAGCCCUUUUGAUCGCAGCCGCAGAGAAUGGAAACAAAGCAAAUCAUGGAGGAAAAGCUCCUCAGGGAACACCUUUCCGAUUCCCCACAACCAACGAUGGCAAGAAGCGGCUCUUAGAUGAAGUCGAUUCUGUGACGAAAAGUCUCAAUGGGCUUGCUGGGGUCUUCCCUUGGGAAUUCAGUGCUGUGUCGGUAUUGGCCAAGACUCUGGAAUAUGAGUUGCCAAGGAAGCCUGAGCCUGAAGGAACCAUGGCAUCAGAAGCUGUCUACGACAACGAAAAAGAGAGUGAAGAAGUCGCUGCCAGUGCGGAAAAUGGGGAUGACUCGGGUGACACACCCGUCGACACGGCUGCUCCAGCAGCGGCAGCAGACCCCUGAGAAUCCGAGCUCAAGUAGCAGUCGAAGCAACUGUGCUCUGCGGAAUGAUGCUGACAAGACGGACGUGUUGGCAACAUCGAAUGAUCACUCUAAAACAGAGGUACAAUUCGGUUUUCUGUACUCCUUGCUGGGAACUUUUGAGCUCGUUUCCUCGAAUCGGCCUCUCGUAACGUUCUUCGUUGUUGCCGUCGCCGGAGUUCCGGUGCCUGUAUUCCGCCACCCCAGUAGGGGCUAGUCCAUUCUAUCAGAACAACAACAACUUGCUAGCUAGCUACGAAUACAAUACGGUUGUAUACUUUAGCUCGCCACUCUUUUGUAUAUCCAUUUUACAGCGUAGCAUUUGAUUAGCACGAUUUGUUGGGUGGCUUCUUUGCUGGCUUCGUGAUGCCCUCCUUUGAACACACCCUUGGCUCAGAGUUGCUUGUUGCCCUUCUUUUAUUGCCGCCGCUUGCACCUGGAUGGGUGCCACGCCAGAAGCUUGGACUGGCUUGUCUCCGGUAGCAACGACCCUCUUUGUCACUUCUUCUUCGCUCUUACCCUUGAGCCCCAACUGGAUUCGAACGAGGUUGUUCGGUUGAAGUCACAGAGGUUUGUGUCACAGCAGCAGGUUCUACAGUGAUAUUCGUUGUUGUCUUUGGUUGUGACAGCUCUGCCCCUGUCAUCGUUGGGGUUGCGACUCUAGUGGCUGCCACGGCUGGUGACUGAUCUCCGUUGGUGCUAACUGCUAUUGGCGUUGGGGUGGCAGCGGAGACCCCCGAAGCGGCAGCCGUUUGGUUUGGCUUAGAUCCUGCAUUUGCCAUCGUGGUUUGUGGCUGCGAAGUAGCUGCACUUUUUGCCUGCUGGGCUACUUUUGAAGAAGGAGCACUUGUCGCAGAAGACGGCAACGGUUCUUGUGUUGGCUUCUCUGCAGAAGUGGCUGAGACUGCAGUCAUCUGCAACGCGGUUGGUGCCACGGGGCUUUGAACGUUGUGGGUUGCAGCUGUUCCUGUACCCGAAGCCGCUGCUGGCAGUUGCUGGAGAGGCAAAGAUGCUGUUGCAGUAGGGUUUGCCACUGGAAGCUUUUGGGCAGAUUUAUUCAGCGCUGUGGCAGCAGUCCUCUGUACCUGUACGGGAUUCCCAGUAUUUGCAGGUGCCGAUGUAGCAGAUACCUGAGCAACAGCGGGUUGAUUUGAUGUUUUUGAGGCUGCAGCUGCAGCCGCAACCCCAGUACUUGUAGCCUUCGACACUGUGGAUGCAAUGUUCACAACAACAGGAGUUGUGGCAGGGGUUGCCACUGGACCUGUGGGUGCUGGUGCUGCCACAGAUGUGAGGUGUGGUUUCUGGGGUGCCGCAGUGGCAGCAAUUGUAGGUUUCUGCAUUAUCGGAGCAUUCUGUGUGACAGGUUUUGUGGCAGAUGUUGCAGCUGGAACUGGUGCUGCUGGUGAUGCCACUACCACAGCCGUGAGUUGUGGUUUCUGGGCAACGAUGGUAGGCUUCGGUGCCAUCGGAGCAUUCUGUGUGACAGG